AUGCACCCAGCAAGCAGGAGCUUCCCCCAGGACCAGGAGCCCCUGAUCAAGGAGCCCUCCUUGAACAGACGCAGCCACCAAAAGCCCAGUGACCACUUCCAUGGGACCUACGUGAUUUUUUUCCUCCUGGGCAUCGGCUCCUUGCUACCCUGGAAUUUUUUCAUCACGGCAAAGCAUUAUUGGAUGUACAAGCUGCAGAACUGCUCGGAUCAGGCGGGACAAGGGGAGUCUGAUCUGCGGGACUUCUUUGAGAGCUACGUUUCCAUCGCUUCAACUGUGCCCUCCGUGCUGUGCCUGAUUGGAAACUUCCUGCUGGUCAACAAGGUGCCCGCCAGCGUCAGGAUCCUCAGCUCCCUCUUCCUCAUGCUGGCUGUCUUCCUGGUGAUCACCAUGCUGGUGAAGGUCGACACCUCCAGCUGGACCACCCCCUUCUUUGCCCUCACCAUGGGCUGCGUGGUCGUGGUCAGCAGUGCCUCCACCAUCUUCAGCAGCAGCAUCUUCGGGCUGAGCAGCCGCUUCCCCAUGACGAACACCCAGGCACUGAGCUCUCCUGUCCCCCACACAGGCCAGGCCAUGGGUGGCACCAUCAGUGCUGUUGCCUCCCUGAUAGACCUGGCAGCAGCAGCCGAUGUCACCGAUAGCGCCCUGGCCUAUUUCCUCACCGCCGACAUCUUCAUCGUCGUCUGCAUCAUGGUCUACCUCCUCCUUCCCAGGCUGGAAUACUCCAGGUUUUACUUGAGCAGCCAGAAGGAGAGCCCAUCUCUGGCCACUGUGCCACCUGACAGCUCUGCAGAGGACGAGGCAGAGCCAGGAGACAGCACAGACACCACCUUCAUCCCAAAAAGCAGCAGCAUCCCCCCUCUCCGCCCCAUCCUGCAGAAGACUGCCCUCCUGGGCUUCUGCCUCUUCUACGUCUUCUUCAUCUCCGUCAUCAUCUUCCCUUCCCUCUCCUCCAACAUUGAGUCAGUCAGCAAGGCCUCGGGCAGCCCGUGGAGCACCAAGUACUUUGCACCUCUCACCAGUUUCCUCCUCUACAACUUUGCCGACUGGUGCGGGAGGCAAGUGACUGCCUGGAUCCAGGUGCCUGGCCCCAAGAGCAAGCUGCUGCCCGUCCUCGUCCUCCUCAGGACCAUCUUCCUCCCCCUCUUCAUCCUCAGCAACUACCAACCCCGGGCUCACAUUCAGGUGGUGGCCUUCAACCGAGACGUCUACCCGGUGGUCUUCACCGCCCUGCUGGGGCUGAGCAAUGGCUACCUGGGGACACUGGUCAUGGUCUAUGGCCCCAAGAUUUUGCCAAAGGAGCUGGCUGAGGCAGCAGGGGUGGUGAUGACGUUUUACCUCAUGCUGGGGUUGGCAGUGGGGUCUGCUUGCUCCGUUCUCAUUGUCCACCUUGUGUAG
This is a messenger RNA of Chaetura pelagica (chimney swift), 1398 nucleotides long. RefSeq names its product solute carrier family 29 (equilibrative nucleoside transporter), member 3 (gene SLC29A3). Gene Ontology annotation, cellular component: plasma membrane; Golgi apparatus. The transcript has 5 exons. The coding region runs from base 1 to 1398 and encodes 465 amino acids. NCBI's taxonomy places the organism in Eukaryota, Metazoa, Chordata, Aves, Apodiformes, Apodidae. Gene Ontology annotation, biological process: nucleoside transmembrane transport. The record is from RefSeq and is a predicted model, not a curated record. Gene Ontology annotation, molecular function: nucleoside transmembrane transporter activity.